Colletotrichum gloeosporioides is the source of this 1698-nucleotide messenger RNA. RefSeq names its product Cytochrome P450 monooxygenase hmp1. Gene Ontology annotation, molecular function: monooxygenase activity; iron ion binding; oxidoreductase activity, acting on paired donors, with incorporation or reduction of molecular oxygen. The transcript has 5 exons. The coding region runs from base 1 to 1698 and encodes 565 amino acids. Lineage: Eukaryota; Fungi; Ascomycota; Sordariomycetes; Glomerellales; Glomerellaceae. The record is from RefSeq and is a predicted model, not a curated record.
AUGAAUUCACCAGUUGCCAGAUACACUUCUAUCGAAGUUCGUUAUGUCCCCAAUAGCAGUAGUCUCAUUUUGAGUCCCAUAUCUGAACAAUAUGUCGACCAUCAUGUAACUGUGAAAUGGCUUUACGCAUUGAUUCUUUUCAGUCUGGUAUACUCAGUGCUUUACAAUCUCUAUCUCAGCCCCAUUGCUAAGGUCCCGGGGCCAUUCCUUGCCAAGAUAUCUCCAGUAAGCCAUUUUAUGAAUUCGUCCUCGAAUCUUAGACGAGGGUUUUUCCUGAUUACCAAACAGCUAUGGCUUAUGAGCGCUGUGUACCGGAGACGCCUCAAUCAUGAUAUCAAGGCGCUGCAUGAGAAAUAUGGCCCUGUCGUUCGUCUUUCCCCUACUGAGCUUUCUUUCGCAACCAUAGCGGCCCAAAAUGCAAUUCAUAGACCUGGAGGCUCAGCGAAAGAGCAUGCAUUUUUCACCAAAGAAGGAACACUGGAAGCAAUGAUGGGUGAUAUCAUCUGGCCAGCAACGAAUCUUCUUACAGUCACAGAUCCCCAAGAGCACCAACGCUUGAAAAAAGCCCUGCAGCCAGCGUUCACAAGCAGUGCGUUACGUUCUCAAGAAAGCAUACAGAAAGCCCAUGCGUAUGUCAUGAUUUCAAACAUCAAGAAAUCUGCCGCGAAAAGAAGCUGCAUAGAUUUGACUCCGUUGAUGUCACAAGCCAUCUGGGAUAUUAUCAGUGAUCUAUCAUUUGGCGAGCCGUUGCUCAAGGAUCAGCUUGGUAAGGCCAUCCAUUCCCUAUUCCCUGAGAUAAUAACACCAACUAACGGCAAUAAAGUGAAAUUCGAGACACUCAAAACAACAUUCUGCGCAGUCAGUCCAUUGCUUGAAGCCUUGCAGGUCUUACUAGCUGUACCAGGAGCACAGACUUUUGCGAAAGCCUGUGUGAGUUUGGUGCCUCUACUUUUCUGGCUUCCGACGAGGGUUUUGCCUUCUGCACAACUCCGAAAACGCCUCGACCGUCAAGAUCAAAACGAGGACUUUUUGACCGCGAUCAUGAGAUGCAGAGAACUAGGCAUAAGCAUGACAGAUAAAGAGCUCCAGAGUAACGCCUCACUUCUCGUUAUGGUGGGAUAUGACACAACCGCUACGUCUUUAUCUGCUACUUUGAACUUGUUGCUACGCAAUCCCCACUAUCUGGAGGCGCUCAAAAAGGAACUUCAAAGUCACUUCAAUUCAUUCGAUGAUAUGACCGCAGCAUCCUUGUCUCAGCUUCCCCUGCUCAAUGGUUGUAUACAGGAGGGUCUCAGGCUCUUUCCUCCGGCAAAUGGCAAAGGCACUAACAGGACAUCGCCUGGCGCUUUCAUCGAUGGCACUUAUGUCCCUAAAGGCGUGAAUGUUUCUGCCGACAUGUACACCAUCCAAAGAUCCCCUCAUUACUGGUCCAGGCCUGAUUCCUUUUGUCCUGAAAGGUGGUUUGACAAUGGGCCGGGCACAGAGUUUGCCAACGACAUCCGGUCCUCUCAUUGCCCAUUUCUACUUGGUCCGAGAAUGUGCAUUGGUCGGGCCGUCGCUCUACAGUCCAUGCGAUUCAUAAUUGCAGGCAUGGUUUGCGACCUAGAGCUAGAGGCUGUGGGACAAUAUGAUUGGGAUAAUGACGUAUCUAACUCGUAUCUUUGGACAGACUACAGAUGUUUCGCUGAGGUCAGAUAA